This is a messenger RNA of Linum trigynum, 1714 nucleotides long. Lineage: Eukaryota; Viridiplantae; Streptophyta; Magnoliopsida; Malpighiales; Linaceae. The record is from the annotation of a GenBank genome assembly.
AUACAAUCUUACCGAAGGUAAAGUUUGUGUACCGUAAUGACCAAUUCAAAAAGUUCAAGCGGCAAAUUGCUCAUCUUGCCUUUUUUUAUUUUUUCUCUUCAAAAAUCUGAAUUGACUGCAAUUCAAACUUGCAACUGCCGUUCAAAUCGAUUCCGAAUUCAUAACCGGCGGAAAUCGGUAGCCGGAGGAGGAAAAUUUGGAAGCUCAUCGACGGCGUCGUUGUGCAGCUGCCGGGAGAAGAACGGGUAGGAUCCGGAUUGCGCCGCUGUCGUUGCGGCGGCGGAGAAAUGGUCCGAUUUUGAGCCCGAGGAGGUGGAAUAAGGGUUACAGCUUGGAAGGUAGGCUUUCCCUUUUUAUGUAAAUGUUCGAUCUUUCAUUCAUUGCGAACUGUGUUACAAAGAAUGGAGGGAUCCAUUUUCGACUGAUUUCCUAACAGUAAGGUGGGUGUAACUGUAUCAAUAAAAACACUUUGAGUUCGAUUAGUUGCUCUCAUCAUAAAUAAGCAAUUCAAUGAAUGAUUUAUAAGGGUAUUGAAGAAAAGCUACAACACACUGCAACUUAGCAACAAGCAGGCAUCCAUAAUCAAGAAGACAAGAACAAAGUCCCUUUCAUUGUUAAACGUUUUCGCAGUGUGCUGGUAGUUGGGUUUGUGUUGCCCCAUUUGAAGGUUCCAAAAGGCCAUCACUUUCAUUCAUACUCAUGGCACAUGUGUGUGCAAUGAUCUGCACUUGGUUUACUUGCCCCCAUGGCGAGACUUGUGGGACAAAGAGCUUCCAGGGAACAGAGAAAAAGUAUGCCAAGUUAAAAGAGGAGUUGCUUCUGAUUCCUUCUGAGCUUUGGAGAGCAAAAGACGAGGCCUUGGAUGAUGAAGCUGAUGUUGCUGGACAGCUCCAGCUUCAUGGAAUUGAAGAUCAGGCACUUAAUGAUGUGAAAGCUACUGUUUGGCAUCAAUACUUCCUGCAUGGAGAGAUUGCUGAACAAAUUGAUCGAGAUGUGGAUAGAACUCAUCCGGACAUAAAUUUCUUCUUCCGAGAUUCAUCCUCCAUCAGGAAGAACAAGGGGGCAAUGAGGGACAUUCUUCUGCUGUUUGCAAAAGUGAACCCAGCUAUUGGUUAUGUGCAAGACAUGAACGAGGUUUUGGCACCCAUUUUCUACGUUUUUAGUACCACAUAUGAUGAACAGGAUCUGGUAAAAGUUAAAAUAUAGAGACUUCUUUGAUUGAAGCAAUAUGUAGUGUUUCAAUUCAUUUUGUUUGGAUUAAUGCUCUGUCCAGGCAAAUGUAGAAGCAGACAGUUUUUACUGCUUUGUAAGAUUGAUGAGUGUCUCAUUAGAUCACUUCUGUAAACACAUGGACAAUAACCUAGUUGACAUCCUCACUACAUUUUCCAGCUUAGUGAGGUUAUUGAAAGCUAAUGACGAGAAGCUGUGGCGCCAUCUUGAAAACACUAGCCAGGUCAGUUUCUGACCCUAAGAGGGUUGGAUCCAUAAAAUCCCAGUUGAGGAACUAAGAUGCAGUAUGUUGAUGAUGAAAAUGAAACAGGUGUAUGCUCAGGUCUAUGCAUUCAGAUAGAUAACUCUGCUACUGACUGAAGAAUUCGGAUUCCAGUCCAUAUUAAGGAUUUGGGACUCUCUUCUGAGUAAUCUAUUUGGAGAUCAGGCCUCUCUCUUGGUCUUGAGGAUUCUCUCAAUCUCAUGCGUAUUGUUGUGAUGCUGA